AUGAAGUUAACUGCAGAUCUUAUACUGCAAAGUCCGCAGUAUACAAAUGCUUUGAGAGACAGAGAACUGGAUUUGCGGGGUUAUAAAAUUCCUGUGAUCGAAAAUCUUGGAGCGACUUUGGACCAGUUUGAUACCAUUGAUAUGUCAGAGAAUGACAUCCGCAAACUGGAGGGAUUUCCAUCACUCAAGAGAUUGAAAAGCCUACUUUUAAACAACAAUAGAAUAUGUCGUAUCACAGAACACUUGGAGGAGAGUCUACCAAAUUUAGAAACUAUUGUUAUGACAUCAAACAACAUGCAGGAAUUGAAAGACUUGGAUCCAUUGAAGUCUGUUAAAAGUCUCCAGUACCUCAGUUUGCUUCGAAAUCCAGUAACAAACAAACCUCACUACAGAUUAUACGUCAUCAACAAAUUGCCACAGUUAAGAGUGCUGGACUUUCAGAGAAUAAAACAACGGGAAAGGGAAGCUGCCAAAAGAAUGUUUAGUGGCAAACGAGGACAAGAGGGAAGUCAAAAGGGGAGAAAGGCUAAGACGUUUGUUCCUGGGGGAUCACCUGCUGGAGCAAGGCCUUUGCCAAGCAAACCUCUUCCACAACCCUCAAAAGACAUUGCUGCUAUUAAGGCUGCCAUUGCAAAUGCCCGCUCUCUGGAUGAAGUACAAAGACUUGAGAUGCUUUUAAAAGCUGGUCAGGUGCCCGGAGGAAACAAACAGAACAACAAUGUCGAUGAAGAGAUGGAAGAUUUGUCAAAUGGCACAUGAACAAACUCUCUAUCAGAUUGUUUCAUUAGUGUUAUGACUUGUUUUUUCUUUUUUUGUGCAUAGAUUUGUGGUCAACCUGACAGAGUUUCAGCAGUCCAUUGGAACUGGAAAUAUUUAUACUUUCCUCAAAGAUAUCAUGGAAUCAUGCUCAGUUUUAAUACCCUGCGUUGGGAAUGUCCCAUAAUGUUUCAUAUGAACUUUGCAAAACCAUCCUUCCCAAGACAAUAUAGUGUUGUGUAACAACUAAACUGGAAGUCACUUUCUAAAUUUUUCAAUGUCAAGGAUAUUGUUUUCUUUUGUAUAAGAUGAUAAAGAUUUCUGUAAUUCUAAACAUAGACAAAUAAGAAUACCUGCCAGCAUAUUGUGAAAGUUAGAGUUAAUAUGCAUUUUCAUCUUGUGAGACUGAACUUCUGAUGGGAUUACCUUAAAUAUCCUUAUUUCCACUUUUGUCUACCUUAGUGUAAAAUAACUUGUAUGUGUAUCCUCUCUGUUGUCUCUAGCUUUCUUUCUUUUUUAGAAAAUAAAAUCAGUGAAAAUGAAAA
This is a messenger RNA of Stylophora pistillata, 1301 nucleotides long. RefSeq names its product U2 small nuclear ribonucleoprotein A'. Gene Ontology annotation, biological process: mRNA splicing, via spliceosome. Gene Ontology annotation, molecular function: U2 snRNA binding. NCBI's taxonomy places the organism in Eukaryota, Metazoa, Cnidaria, Anthozoa, Scleractinia, Pocilloporidae. The record is from RefSeq and is a predicted model, not a curated record. Gene Ontology annotation, cellular component: U2 snRNP.